This is a messenger RNA of Ficedula albicollis (Collared flycatcher), 1743 nucleotides long. RefSeq names its product armadillo repeat containing 10 (gene ARMC10). Gene Ontology annotation, cellular component: mitochondrion. NCBI's taxonomy places the organism in Eukaryota, Metazoa, Chordata, Aves, Passeriformes, Muscicapidae. The transcript has 5 exons. The coding region runs from base 267 to 1019 and encodes 250 amino acids. The record is from RefSeq and is a predicted model, not a curated record.
UCAACCUCUAAUCGUGUGUUCCUUUUAUUCUCCACCUUCAAAAGAGGUAAUUAGAGGACUCAGGAAAAGGAUGGAAAUCUUAGCAUCAUAAACCAUGACAUGAUGGUUGGGCACAACCUCAGAACAACGUAUUCUACAACUGAGAGCUAAAUUUCAGCUUUGUAAAAAAUGUUAAGCAGCAACUAAGUGAAAUGUCUCAAACUUAAUAUCAAGUAUUUAAUUUCUAAACAUUAACAGACAGCAGUCCUCCAGUGUCAACCCCUACCAUGGAUGUGGAUGCUCUACAGAAACUUAUUCAUUUGCUCCAGGCCACAGAUGAUCCAUUAAUUCAGGAGCAAGCUUUAAUCACUCUCAGCAACAGUGCUGCCUUCUCUGUAAAUCAAGAUAUAAUCCGAAAUUUGGAUGGUCUUUCUGUUAUUGGAGGGAUGCUCUCCAACUGCACUCCCAAAGUUAAAGAAAAGGCGCUAAAUGCACUUAAUAAUUUGUGUAUGAAUAUUAAAAAUCAGGAAGAGAUACAGGUAUUUAUUACACAAGUUUGUAGGACUGUUGAGUCAGCUCCCAUGAACUCUGAUGUGCAGCUAGCUGGACUCAGGCUGUUAACAAAUAUGUCUGUUACCAGUGACUACCACCAAAAGAUGAUAAACUCAAUUCCAUGCUUUCUUCGUUUGCUUUCAGAAGGAACUGAAAGGACACAGAUUCAAGUUUUGAAAGUACUUGUGAACUUAUCUGCAAACCCAGCCAUGACAAGACAUCUUCUCAGAGCUCAAGUGCCAUCACUGGUGUUACUUUUUAACAAGUGUACAAACAAAGAUAUUCUGGUUCGAGCCCUGACAUUUGCAGCAAACUUGAAAAAGAACAUGAACGAUGAAGAAGGCACCAUGAUUGAAGAAUACAGUGAAAACUCAAUUUUCUUCACACUCUGCAAGGACUCUGCACCAUUCGCUCAGAGACUGGCAUCUUUGCUGCAUCACCCUGACACAGAAGUGAAAGAACAAGUUGUGAGAAUAUUAACACAAUAGUGUUGCUUUCUUAAAACAGACUGACCUGAUGAAAAUAUCUAAUAUUGGCAAUAUUAUGCUAAAAAAGCCUGAAACAACUAAAAAAUACAACAGUGAUGAAGGGAAAAAAAACCCCACCCUAAAUACUAUCAUUUUAAUAGGCACAACUGAUUUACUACAAAAGAGAAUGCGGUGUAUUUAAUAUGGAGAACAUAACAGAUUUUUUCUACAAACAAGAGAAAAGCAAUAGCUUAAUUAUUACAGAUAAACCACUGCACAGUUGUUACAUUUAUGCAAUGGGGGCAAACAGUUUAAAACAUGGAAACAUUCAUAAUGUAAAUGAACAUUUUAAAUUAAUGAAUGAAGUGAAUGAAAAUAUCCUUCCAACACUUUUUUUUUUACUUUAAGUAUUUACAGAUGUUGAAAAAAAUACCUCUUUACAAUUGUGCAUUAAAGAUAUAGCAAUUGGAGAUUAGGCAUUUAUAUUUUACGAUUCUAUCUAUUAAAUUGGUACAGCUGAAUCUUACAAAAUACUAUUAAAUAAAAACAAUACCAAACUGUCAUUGGCUUCCUACAGAAUUAGUAUCUUCAAUGAAAGCUGCAUGCUAAAGUCACCAAACCUAGGUUUUUUCAUCUUACCUGUAUGGAAUUUAUUUAAAAACUCCAUUCUUGUAUGCUUAGUAUAUGCAUUUCUUUUAGCCAAACUGUAGUGCAAUUAACUACAACUGUGAAAGGUUUUUACACU